CCAAUCCUCUUCGUGUGAUAGUUGCGGUAAUUAUUAUCGUGGUCAACGUAUCAGAACAUAGAAGGCUUGUUUUCCAUCUGUCACCACUGCACAUUUGAGCGCGCCUUCUAAGUAGCAUCACAUCGUGAAUUGCUCAUACUCUUAAUUCUCAUUUCUGAAUCAACGAUGUGGUCACAAGCGUUUGCUAAAAGUCUCGGUGAGUUAAGUACUGUCUACUGACAAAAAAGGACCUACGACGUAAAUACAACCCAAAUGAAUAUCACAGAUUUCAGCAUGAUCUAUAUGAUCGGGCAGUAUAAGUAUCUCAAAUGUGAUCCAAACGUCCCAGAGCAUCACACAGACGUGAGGGGUUCUUCGACAGUGCGCCUCAGGACUAGAGCCAUAGGCAUGUCGAAAGCAACGCUUCAUUCUAGCUGAGAAAAGGUUGUGGUGCCUAGCUCGACAGCAUGCCCAUCCAAGCCCUGACGCCUCGACUGUGGGACCACUAUAGAAAUCAGGAGCUUUGCGAUGUGUCUGUCAUCAGCUCAGACAGGCAGAGGUUCAGGGCUCACAAGAUCAUCCUGGCCUCAGCCUCCCGCUACUUUGAGGCCCUGUUCCUGGGAGCGGGCAAGCACCUGCAUGGGACCAGCAGCACAGGGGUGGAUGGGGAUGAGAUGCAGAUACAGCUGGAGGCGGUGGACGCCGAAAGCUUGGCCUGCAUCCUGUCCUCGAUCUACCAUGGGAUUGUUGAUGUGGGAGAGGGUAACGUGGAAGCCCUGCUGCUGGCCAGCAACUACCUGGAUGUGGCAGCAGUCAAGGCCGCCUGCUGCCAGUUUCUCAAGGCGAACCUGAAGCCGGCAACCUGCCUGCACACGCUUGCGCUGGCAGCGAUGUAUGACUGCCAGGAUCUCUCAUCUGAUGCGGUCACAUUUGUGAAGGGGCACUUUGUGGAGGUGAUGUGUGGGGAGGGCAGGGCGGGGCUGCAGGAGCUGCCAGAGGAUGUUCUGAGGGACCUGCUGCAGAGCGAAGAGCUGGAGACCCAAUCCGAGAUGCAGGUUUUGGAGGCAAUCUUGAUAUGGUGGGAAGCGGAUCCUGAUGCCAGGAGCACAGAGCUUCCCAGCCUGCUCUCCACCAUCCGCCUGUCAGCCACUGAGCUGCAGCAGCAGGUGGCGGCAUCAGGCCUACUAUCUAUGCUGGGGGACACAGCGGCGAUCAAGGCAUCUCAGUGCCUGGAGGACUUUGUGCGCAUGCACGAAAGGCUGCGCAGCAGCGCCGAUGCAAGCACCAGCGGUGUCGGUGUCACACUGCAGCCUCCGCCGCGGCGGUGCAUGCCCAUGGGCCUGCUGGCUGCCGGGGGCCACGAUGCCGGCUGGCGCAGCUUCAGGACGUCAGAGUACUAUGAUGCCACCAAGGACGAGUGGACGACGGGGCCACCCCUGCCUGAAAGCGUUUCCUUCGCCGCCUAUUCUGUCCUCCAGGGCAACCUGUGCGUGGUGAAUGGGUCGCCGCACCUGUGCAGCGUGCUGCUGUACCAGCGCUCGCGCAAGCACUGGCUGCGAUGCCGGCCGCUGUUCACCCCCCGCCUGCACGCCGCGAUGGCCUCUGCCGCCGGCCGAGUCUGGGUCAUGGGCGGGCGGACGGGGCAGUCGAACACGGAGCUGCAGAGCGUGGAGUCCCUGCGCAUCGGCUGGGCCGACGCAGCGCGCGUCGAGGAAGAGCCCUGGACGGCUGCGCCCCCCAUGUGCACUCCCCGCACCGCCCUUGGCGCUGCUGCCGUGGCCGACCGCAUCUAUGCUGUUGGCGGCCAGGACGGCAAGCACAUCCACAGGAGCGUGGAGUGCCUGGACCUGGGGAGGGGCGCAUGGGCGCUGCUGAGUGCGCAGCUGCCGUCCGAGCGCAAGUACCACUCCGUCUGUGAGCUCGGAGGCCGGCUGUACGCGGUCGGGGGCAUGACGAGUGCGCGGCAGCGGCUGGACAGCGUGGCGGCGUACGAUCCGCGCGAGGGCCGGUGGGAAUCCGUCGCGCCGAUGUCGGUGCCACGGUCGAGCGCCGGGAUCGCGGCGCUGCAUGGGAAGCUGUAUGUUGUGGGAGGUAACGCUGGGGACGCCAGCUUCCACACGUCUACGGAGGCGUUCUGUGUCGAGGCCGGCCGGUGGCGCCCGUGCGCGCCCACCAGCUACGGCCGCAGCUCCCUCGCCCUCGCCGCCGUGUGAGGAGACUGGUAUAUUUGUAUACACUGCAAGGGCUGCGCUGAGGGUUUUGAUCAUUCUAGAUGAGCCCAUCUCCUAUACAUGUGAGGGUAGCAGACCAGGCAAGCCAGCAAGCUUCCUUGUCCAGUGGGUGUCCUUGGGUUUUGCAAGGCAAAGAACAGCAGCAAGCAAAGUGCACCUGCCAGAUGGGAGGGCAGCAGGUGUGCAGAUUCAGAGAGGCUGUGGCCCUUGCAUGCUGCCAGUGGUCGGGUCGCAUGUGGCACAAGGUUAUGGAAGUUGAAUGUAUGAUUACAGCAAUUACAGCCGAGAGCCGUACCCAAAGCCAAACCAGGCGGAAGAAUUCUCUGAAUUCACCAAGGGAUACCACACAAUAGCCCCCCUGAACUAACAGCACCAGUAAGUGGGCACAGUGCAACGCAAUGCAGAAACUGGCCCCAGGUACCACGCUACCCAAGGAAGCAGGAUCUGCAAAGUGGCUUUGUAAAAGGUUGCAGGCUU
Molecule: messenger RNA, 2687 nt
Organism: Coccomyxa subellipsoidea C-169
Lineage: Eukaryota; Viridiplantae; Chlorophyta; Trebouxiophyceae; Coccomyxaceae
Exons: 10
Coding region: 447-2192 (581 amino acids)
Molecular function (GO): protein binding
Source: RefSeq, a predicted model, not a curated record